Messenger RNA from Symbiodinium sp. CCMP2456, 1665 nucleotides. Lineage: Eukaryota; Dinophyceae; Suessiales; Symbiodiniaceae. The record is from the annotation of a GenBank genome assembly.
AUGCCCGCCCCGAUUACGCAGUACGAGUUCGCCCGCGCUGGCGAGAUCACCCCCGCCAUGGAGUACGUGGCGAAGCGUGAGCGGCUGUCCGCCGAGACAAUCCGCGACGAGGUCGCCCGUGGUCGGAUGGUGAUCCCCGCCAACACCGUGCACCUCGCCGGCGCGCUCGAGCCGAUGGCGAUCGGCGUCGGCGCCAAGUGCAAGGUGAACGCCAACAUCGGCAACUCGGCCGUCACCAGCGACAUCGACGGUGAGCUCGAGAAGCUCCAUACGGCGGUGCACUUCGGCGCCGACACCGUGAUGGACCUCUCGACUGGCAAGAACAUCGACGGGAUCCGCAAGGCGAUAAUCGGCGCGUCGCCCGUCCCGAUCGGGACGGUGCCGAUCUACCAGAUGCUCGAAGAGCUCGGCGGCGACAUCGAGGACAUGACCGCUCAGCACUUCCUCGACAUGGUCGAGCACCAGGCCAAGCAGGGCGUCGAUUACAUGACCGUUCACUGCGGCGUGAUGCUCGAGCACUUGCACCUAGCGAUGAACCGGGUGACGGGCAUCGUCAGCCGCGGCGGCUCGCUGAUCGCCAAGUGGAUGAUGGCCCACCGCCAGCAGAACCCGCUCUACGAGGCGUUCGACGACCUCUGCGACAUCAUGCGUCAGUACGACGUGACGUGGAGCCUCGGCGACGGACUGCGUCCCGGCUCAAUCGCAGACGCCUCGGACGCCGCGCAGUUCGCUGAACUCGACGUGCUCGGUGAGCUCACCAAGCGCGGCCGCGAACGUGGCACGCAGGUCAUGGUCGAGGGCCCGGGGCACAUCCCGCUCGACCAGAUCCAGAUGAACAUGGAGCGGCAGGCCGAGGUCUGCGACGGCGCGCCGUUCUACGUGCUCGGCCCGCUGGUGACCGACAUUGCGCCGGGCUACGAGCACCUCGGCCUUCCUGAGAAAGAAGACGUUAAGCAGGGCAUGAUCGCCUACAAGAUCGCCGCCCACGCAGCCGACGUCGCCCGCAAGCGCCCCGGCGCCCAGGACCGUGACGACGCGCUGUCGAAAGCGCGGUUUGAGUUCGACUGGAACGAGCAGUUCCGUCUGGCGCUCGACCCCGAGACGGCCCGCGCGUACCACGACCAAACGCUGCCGCAAGACACCUUCAAGAGCGCCCACUUCUGCAGCAUGUGCGGGCCGAAGUACUGCUCGAUGAAGAUCACGCAGGACAUCCAGAAGAUGGCGGCCGACGGCGAGCUCGUGCAACUCGCCGCGCCCGCCACGGCGGAUGAGUCGAACAUGAAACGCCAUCUCGUUUGGCUGGUAAUGGCGGCCAUCGGUUGCGGCGGCGCCCCGUCAUCGAGCGUCACCACCUCAGGCACCUCGGAGAUGACCACGAGCGUGGUCUUCAACGCCGAGGACGCGCCCGUCGUUGAGUUCGAAGCGCCCGUCAUGCACUGCGAGGCCUGCGCCGCGACGAUCGUCGAAGCGUUGAAGAACAAGCCGGGCGUCGUCGACGCCAAGGCGGACCCCGAGUCAAAGAUCGUCACGGUCGCGGUCGAGGAAGCGUCCUUCGAUCCGCAGACAGUGAUCGCCGCGAUCGAAGACGCCGGCUACGGCGAGGCGACGCUGGUCGAAGAGGUCGCGCCGAUCGAAGGUGAAAAGCCGGCGGACAACGCGGGCUGA